AUGGCGCCUAUUGAUAAUCUAUUGAAUAGCACCAACGUCCCUGAAGUGGGACAAAACAACCAGAGUUUUAACAAAGAGAAUUACAAUUACCAAACUUCGGCUGGUUCAUCACCACUUUCCGCUGCUGGCCAGAGGUCUUCUUCAUCUUCAUCAAGCUCAGAUGAUGAUACGGUUCAGAUGCACCCAUGCAAAUGGAAGGAUUGCUCUUUGGAGUUUACGUCUGCGGAGAUCUUGUACCACCAUCUCUGUCAAGAUCAUGUGGGCCGCAAGUCACAGAAGAACUUGCAACUUAACUGUCAGUGGGACCAGUGCCACACUAAGACGGUUAAGAGAGACCAUAUCACUUCUCACUUGAGGGUGCACGUUCCGUUGAAACCGUUUUCGUGCUCUACUUGUAGCAAGAAGUUCAAGAGGCCACAGGAUUUGAAGAAACACUUGAAGGUUCACAACGAGGAGCUAUCGCUGCUCAAGAAGAAGCGUGGGCCAAAACCAUAUAAUAAGGUCGGGAAAAUGGCUUCUGGGGAUUCCGUUAAUAGAAACUACGCUCAUCAGAAGUUCACUCUGCCGUCUAUCAGCCUCGAGAAGUUUAUUCACGACGAGGUGAAAACUCAGCCUCCUGUUUAUUCGCAACAGCUAGCCGAGAAGAUGGCAUUUGUUCCAUUGAUGCGUUCCAAUAGCAUCAACACUGUUAACAAUAACAGUAAUCAAAAUAGCAACACAAGCAACUCGCCAUCGUCUCCAGCUCUAUCGCCUGCGUCAUCUGUAGCAGUAUCUCCUAGCUCCCUUCCGCAACACAAUCCUGUCGGCUACCAUGUACAGCCACCUUCUACUGUUGGCCAUGGAACAGAUCUAAGGUAUGCGGUCGGAUUCUUCAACAACCUCUCCAUGGACAUGUCGAGAAAUUACUCUAAUAAGUUACCACAUCCAGCGUUUGUCAGUGGAACACCUGUCUCCGCACCUCAGUCUUACCCAGUCAUUCCAAAGUUGCCUAGUAUUUCGUCAACAUUGAACGUUGGACCUCCAGCGCCCAUGUUGCCAGUCUUCAACAGAUUCGAUACCUAUCAUUCUCUGGCAUCUUCUACCUCUUCUGCAUUCCAUCCUCACAGCUAUUCCAACUCUUAUAGCUUGCAGCAAAAAUCCUCAUUACAUGAAGCAUCAUCGGUGUCCGCCAAGCAAGUGGAUGCUUUGCAAGAUUCUCUCAAGUCACUCGACUUGUCUGAUAAGAAGAAGGAAGAGGAUGCUGCUGCUAAUGAUGAUGAAGAUGACUUGUUCGCCCUCACUUAUUCUACUGUCAACUUGUUGAAGGACUACUUGUUGUGUGAAUUGAUGGAAGAACUUGACGAGUUCAGUGAACUAAAGCAAAAUUCGCAAUCGCUAGACGAUUCCAUUAACUUACAACAAGAAUCCUCGUCUUUAGAUGGGAAAGCUUACUCGGAUAAGCUUGCAUUACCAAGAUACCCUCAAGUCGUAGUCUGA
Molecule: messenger RNA, 1476 nt
Organism: Kluyveromyces marxianus DMKU3-1042
Lineage: Eukaryota; Fungi; Ascomycota; Saccharomycetes; Saccharomycetales; Saccharomycetaceae
Gene: RIM101
Product: alkaline-responsive transcriptional regulator RIM101
Exons: 1
Coding region: 1-1476 (491 amino acids)
Biological process (GO): positive regulation of transcription by RNA polymerase II
Cellular component (GO): nucleus
Source: RefSeq, a predicted model, not a curated record